Verruconis gallopava is the source of this 2438-nucleotide messenger RNA. RefSeq lists its product as hypothetical. The transcript has 2 exons. The coding region runs from base 842 to 2029 and encodes 395 amino acids. The record is from RefSeq and is a predicted model, not a curated record. NCBI's taxonomy places the organism in Eukaryota, Fungi, Ascomycota, Dothideomycetes, Venturiales, Sympoventuriaceae.
CCCAAAACCUUUUUUCCUGUUUUGCGUUUUUGGUUCCUUCUCGUCGGACGUUGGCAAGAUCCGUCUCUGGCUUUUUUUUUUUCUCGUUCCCCCACAAGCACGUCGAGGCAGCCACAAUCGACAAGAAUCGCUGUCGUACCGGGGCGGGCUUGUCGCAUAAUUUUGUUUGAGGCCAUCUUUGAGCGUGCCCGACUCUUCCCCAUCCAGCCAACGCCAUUGUUUUCCCCGACCUUGGGCUGCUGCUGCUGCUGCUGCUCUCGCCCUCGCGUCGCAAUCCACCUUCAGCGUGCUGCCACCGCCGUCCUUCUUCGUCUCCGCCGCUGGCUCGACAGCCGCUGUCCUCCGCCUUGGGUCUCUCCACCCACCCGCCCGCACGCACGUACGCCCGCUUGCUCAACGCACACACCCACCCCCAAAGCCGCCGCCUGCGAUAAUCGGCACCCAGGUCUAGGCCCCGUUCUCCUUCGGCUCACCCUCAGCCCUGCGCACAACACAUCCAGUUCAGGUGCCCUUUCUUCUUGACGCUUUUCCGCGACGCCUGACCUCUCUGCCCUCCCUUCUCUCAUCUGCUGAACACACAGGAAAUUUUUUUUUUCUCUUCCUACUCUUCCACAGGACGACCUGAGAAUCAAGCCUUUUCCCAACGAGCCUGCGAUUCGAGGGUCUUCUGGCUACUUGGCAAAGCACACAAUGACCGCUGCAAAGGUACCUCCUCGCCUUCGGCCCACUCAGUCACCACGUGAAGUGAGCAGCGAAUUGACACUUGCAGGACUCGGUUUUGAACCGGACAUCCGCUCAGAAUCGACUGUCCGUUGGCUCGUCUGCCAGCAAUGUGUACAAAAUGCACCCGCGUCCGCACUCGCACUCCCUCUCCGUCCCGUCCAUAAAUGCCGCCCACCGUGUUACCCGCCGGAAGUCCAUGUCCUCCACCGCCGCCAAUCGUGAGGCGGCUGUUUCCGCACUCUUGAAGGAGAACCCGGCCGCCGGCGGAGACGCCGCCAGCAGACGUGGGCCGAAGGCAUCGAAAGGCACUUUCCCCGCCAGUUUGCCCGACGGCUCGGCGUUUGGACAGGCCGGCUACGACGCAAAAUACGGCAACGCAAUCACGGACACCAACUUUCUGGAGGUGCUGCCGGAGGACGUCAAGGGCGGCAGCAGCAAGGCGCGAGCGCGCCGGGCAAGCGAAGGCUCUCAUCUCCGCAAGGAGGGGAAGAGGGUGGCCGGCGGAGAAUUGAGAUGUGACACCUGUGGGAAGGGAUACAAGCACAGCAGCUGUCUCAACAAGCAUCUGUGGGAACACACUCCGGAAUGGCAGAUUACGUCUAAGCUGCUCAUUUCGAAGCAUCAGCAGGUGCAGCUUUUGGAGGCAGCAUCCGUGCUCGUGUCCAUGAACUCGGAGGCGCCCUCCGGCUCCGCUAUUGAUAGCGACGCCUCUUCGCCCGCAGCGUCUGGUUCCUCGGACCCGCAAGACAGCGAGAUGAGCUCGAUCGAAACGACCCCACCCCCGCAACUCGACGACGCCGGCUUCAGCUCCGCUGCACGCACCGAGUUCAACUCGAAGCGUUACAGCACCAACAGCAGCGCCUAUUCGCAAUCCUACCAGUCCUCCGUGUUUUCCGAGAGCGCUCCUUCCGGUCGUCCGUACAUGUCGCACCACCGCCAGUACAGCACAGACGGUCGACCGACAACUUCGGGCACCUCCGUCAACGGUGGGGAUGACUUCGAGCAUGCUGAUCUGACUGCUGCUGUUGGUCUCCUUAGCUGCAGCUACGGCACGCCAAAAAGUGGACCGGUCAUGCUCCCGCCGGACGCGCCGCCUGUUCCCCCCCUGCCAUCGCGUUUCUUAGGCUCGAAGGCAGACCAUCUGUCGCCCAGCACAUUGACCUACAACGCGUCUCAAAACUACUCGUAUCUCCGCGAAAAGAGGGAUGUUGACAUGGACGCCGAAAUGUCUGACGAGGAGCCUGAUCGUCACCGUGGUCGCAGCGAUGACGACGAUGAGGGCAUGUUUGGUAAGAUGGAAGAAUGAUCGCGACCCCAGUCGGCAACAAAAAAAGUCUACUUGGUUGUUAAAGACGAUGCCAUGCCGAUUGGUCGCAAAAUGCAAAAUGAGAGAGAAUUAAAAUACUUCCACGGCCUACUUGACCCUUCGUCGACUUGGGGUCAGCCAGUCGAACCAUCCAACGAAACCCUUACCUUUAUCCCUCCAGCUUGAAACUCCGCACUCCACUUCAACACCGAUGAGGAGAUUCUUGACGAUGAAACGUCCUGCGAUCUUCGAGGUUAAAGUCGAGGUGGUUAUAUUUUUUUUCCAGCGUUGAGUUCUCUGGACAAAGUCAAUUUUUUUUGAGCGCAAAACAUCUGAUGCUAGUAUCUUAGCCUUAGCUACAUUGUUCAUACGUACCUGAUGAAAAUGACACACUCUUUUGAAUCAUGAC